Molecule: messenger RNA, 1551 nt
Organism: Prunus mume (Japanese apricot)
Lineage: Eukaryota; Viridiplantae; Streptophyta; Magnoliopsida; Rosales; Rosaceae
Source: RefSeq, a predicted model, not a curated record
AUGUAUCUUGGAUGGAUGGGAUGGGCGAUCAGAUUGUCUGCUCUUAGUGCAAAGCAUGGCAACCUCAAGUACCAGCUUCAUCUCUUCUUCAACUGCAAUGGCGGAAACAACUUCUCUAUCAUUAUGAAGGGUUUAGGCCCAACUAAGGUAAAAAUAUUGUCUGCAACUGCCGAUGAACAUAACAUCAAGUGGGAUCCUGAUUCAUAUGGAGAGAAUGAGUCCAAGUCUCCUGAGGCCCUGCUGGUCGAACAUCUGCUCAGGGAAGAGAAUACGAGGGAUGCAUAUGAUCUUAUUGAGAUGUAUUGCAAACUUAUUACAGACUCCAUGCCUAUCAUUGCUUUACAAAAAGAUUGCCCAGUUGACUUAAAGGGAGCAAUUUCAAGUGUAGUAUUUGCAUCUCGAAGAUGUGCAGCAGAAAUACCAGAACUCAUUUGCGUUCGCAAGCAUUUCACAACUAAAUAUGGAAAGGAGUUUGUCUCUGCAGCUGUUGAAGUAGUUGGGAAAUUAUCUGCCGGACCACCUGAUGGCCCUACUAAAAAAAUAUUGUCUGCAAUUGCAGAUGAACAUAACAUCAAGUGGGGGAUCCUGAUUCAUAUGGAGAGAAUGAGUCCAAGUCUCUUGAGGCCCUGCUGUACAAUUCAAGUGGAAGCUCCUCAUAGCUCAGCUCCGCCUAAUUAUGAUGACAGCCCACCCACACAUUAUGAGAAUCAUGAGGUAUCCGUAAACUAUAAUAAGCAGCAUGCACUAUCAUUACCUUGCUUCCAACAUUCUGCUUCUAUAAAUGUUUCUGGCAACGGAGAAACCAGAUCUUGCAGAUUUUAUCCAGAAGUGGGGUCUUCAGGAAAUGAAACUGAUCGGAUGGAAGACAGGCAUUUAUUUCCUCGGGAUGGAAAUGAUUUUUCUUCCGGUAGGAAGAAUUGGAACAGGCAAUUCGAGAAUGCUACCACUGCAGCAGAGGCUGCUGUUGAUUCAGCAGAAAUGGUAAGCAUAGCUGUCAGAGCAGCUGCAGAGCUUUCACAGCAAUGCUCAUCAAAAUCACAUGACAAAAUUUGCUGGUCAGCCUCCUUGAGAACCAGUACAACUUCCAUUUCGGCGAAUAGUUUCCAAAUGGCAGAUCGUUAUCCUCAAAAGAAGUCAUCUGAACCUGAGAAGCUUGACUUUUUAGGUGACGUGAGUAUGAAGAAACAGUCCAGUAAAUCUGAGGUGAUGUAUAAGAGUGACUUGCAAGCUGGUUUUGGAGAUAAAAGAUCUGAAAAUAAAUCUUGCAUGUCUUCUUUUCGAUCUGAGUCAACCUUUUGUAGUGAUCAUUGGGAAGAUGUUUUGAGAGGGAAUGAUCUUAUUUCUUAUUUCGGACUUGGUGAUGGUAAGAUCCAUCAAAGCACAGAGGGAAUGAAUUCUUAUGGAAAUGCAGCUGUGAUUUUUGAUGACUGGUUCAGUUCAGAUGACGACAACUGUGAAUUUGAUGUGGAGGAGGACUACAAGGGACAAGAAUUUAGUUUAAAAUUUUCUUCUCCAGGUGGAAAUUCAUCCUCAAUUCUCUUGGACCUCUGA